This is a messenger RNA of Fonticula alba, 1195 nucleotides long. RefSeq lists its product as hypothetical. The transcript has 4 exons. The record is from RefSeq and is a predicted model, not a curated record. Gene Ontology annotation, molecular function: protein-folding chaperone binding. The coding region runs from base 1 to 1095 and encodes 364 amino acids. NCBI's taxonomy places the organism in Eukaryota, Rotosphaerida, Fonticulaceae.
AUGAGCUGGUUCCGAGGAUUCUCGCCACGCCGGCAGCACACCGGCCAGCAGCAGCCACACUCGCCCACCGGUGGCUACACGCCGGUCAGCCCGACCGACCCGUAUGGCGGGUAUCCGCCGUCCGCCUCGUCGGCCGGAUCCUCGCACCACCCCCACCACCACCCGUACAGCGCGCCACCGAGCGCCUCGUACCACCCCUCGCAACCGCCGCCUCAUCCCGGCUAUCCCGGGCCCUACAUGGGUGCCACCAGUAGCCACCCCACCUCGCCGACUCGGCCCGAUGAGGCCUACUACGCCCCGUACACUGGGCACCAGCAGCGGCCGGCGCCACCGGCCCGGUACCAGCCGGCCCCGGGGGAUUACUACGAUUACCCGGGCGAGUCGCCGGGCGGCGGGUAUGGCGCGCCUGCGCCCGACGGGUAUGCCAACAUCCCGCGCGCGCAGUACCAGGCCCCGCCCCCCCCGGCGGGGGCCGGCUAUCCCACCGACGGCUACGGUCCCUACGAGGGGGCCUACGCCCCGCAGCCCCAUCCGCCGCAGCGCAAGUCCCGCAGCCAGCAGCAGCGGCAGCAGCAGCAGCAGCAGCAGCAGCAGCGUCCCGGCCGGACAGACAUCCUGCCCGAGUACUGCCCCUUCCCCCCGGCGCUGGGGAAGCUCUUCACCAAGAUUCGCACCGAUCUCGAUCGGCUGGAGGAGGAAACCAUGCGCUUCCGCUCGUACGUCGAGUCGCUGCCCGACCCGAAGUCCGCCCAGGCGGCCGACCUGGACGAGGCGGUCAUCAACUCCGCCUACAAGGAGUACUUGCGUCUGUUUGAGCUGCCCCAGCGGCAUCUGGCCGCCCUGGAUGAGGUGGAUUUGCAGCAGGCCGGCGGCCUGGCCGAGGCCGCGCGCGCCGCCCGCCGCGAGCUGAUCAACUACUCCAACACCGUGCUGGAUCAUGUGGAGUCCCUGAAGCCGACCGUCUUCGAGCUUCGGCAGAUUGUCCAAUCGGCGUCCAAUUCGCCGAACCCCACGCCGGCUGCCAACGGCCCGGCCUCGUCCUCCUCGCUCCAGGCGUCCGACGGCUCGUCCUCCUCUUCGGGGAGCGUCGACUGAGGCACGACCAAUGCAUGUUUCGCGUAAACACGUCCUUGAUCCUUCCCCCCGCCCCCUCUCCCUCUCCAUGGCUGCCCCGAAAUACAUGCACAUAGACGUC